UAUGGCUGUUCUUGUGGAUCAGUCACGUCUUAGUUCCAGCCUGCAAUGCUUCUGCUACUGACUGGCUGCGAACGGAAGAGUUGGUUCAGUGGGGGUGCCAUGUGUUCACCAGGCAGCAGUAGACAAUCUGUGCUGUUAAGGCAAUAGAACCGUGAACGAACGCUGAAUAGAUUACAGUUUAUGAAUGGCUUGGCAUUCCCAGAGAGGUCAGGGGAGGCAGUCUGGGGGAUUGUCUCAAAGAAAGUACGUGCCCAGGAGGCCCCUGGUCCAAAGCAACCUGUCUGUCUGUGGGGAGAAUGAAGUGGACCAGUUACUAGACCUCCUUUCUACUCUCAACGAAGAUAGGCCUCCCUACUUAAGUGUCUCUGAUGAGGUGCUGGACAGGCACACAUCUGAGCCUGUCUUGAGACCGAAAAACCUGAGCCGCAACACUGACUUAACAGAACGUGGUCCCACUUGGAGUGCCAAGCUUGGGAAGUUGUCCCAUCAGGGAAGUGAGGAGAAAGGGUCAGAGGUCAAUUUGACUGACAGGGAUAUCCUUGUUCCUAUUCGGUUACAAGGGGGUGCUUCAUUGACCUCUGGUCAUCCUUAUGGCUCAAUUGCGGGUCGAGGUGAUGGUGGCAACUGUGUCAAUUGGCUUGGGAAAUGGGGCAGGGGACGUCAACAGCCAGUGGAGAGAGAAUGUGUCUCUUUUGUCCAAAAAUGCAACAGCGGUUCACUAGGUUCUACCUUUCCCGGAGAUGCUCCUUUCUACCCUGAAGUCCCCGACAUGCUAGACAGGCGUCAGGGGGGACAUGUAAAGCCUGCCUGUCCGAAGCAGAAUGAAAAUGUGUCAACAUUCCAGGAUCUACUAGAGUCCUCCUGGACAUCUGCGAGCUUGCAUAGGUCAAUGUUGGAUCUGGAGAUCGGCUUAUCAUUUGUGGAUCUAGGCCUACUACCCCAGGCACUGAAUACCUCUGGAGACUUGGCCUUAUCUCCUGUGAAUCUUGGAUCUCCUUUAGAUCACGAAUCUCAUGGCCCUAGGCCCUCUAUCUCUUGCAAUGCAAAAAUGUCAUGCUCCAUCAUCCACUGUCACAAAGGGGGCAGAAGGUUUUCUACCAGCAAGGAUGGGUCUUCCACAAGUCUAUAUAAGGCUAACAGGGAAACCGAGUUCUCUGAACUCCAUCUUCAAAGCGAAAUCGCAAAGAAUGCUGGACAACAAUCAACAAACAUCCAUUCUCCUAGUGUAUCAGUGAAGGCACACAUUAAACCAUGGAGGAAAGCUGAAAGAAAGGCAGAAAAGAAGACUGAUGUUUUUGCGUCGGCCAUGCGUGGCUCAGAUUUCCCAAGUAAUAUGUACUUUUUACCUGCAAGCCUCUCUCAGUAUAGCUUCAGCGGUAGACAAAACAGCACAGAGGUGGCGUACCCUGAGCAUAAUACAAAAUGGUCCAAUGAAUUCUCAGGUCAAGCUAAGUCCGAUUCAGUGGACACUGUGCGUAGUUUUUACCCUACUUUAAAAGGGGUGGAGGAUUUGUUUGAGGUGCCGAGAGUCACAACAAGUAAUCCAGCUGUGUCACAUUCUCUCUUGUGGGAAGAAAGACUUGGAAUCGCUAAGAAUUUGGGUCAAAUUACCAUCUCGGACAGAGAGAGGGCAGCUCACCUGAAGCGAAGCACUCCGAAUGCGCCAUGCCAAGACAACAGAGAGGGCCUCUCUCUGCUCCUCCAUAGCCAUGGCAGAAUAACUCCUGGGUCAACUACUCCUGAAAAGCAAUGUCAGAUCGACCCAUUAGUUACAACACACACAGGCACAUUGCAUACAUUGACAGGAGGCGCCAGUGGUGAAUUUCUUGGUGAAAGAGAUCUCUCUGCAGUUCAUCAGUCCUUGCCUAUGCCUAUUGACGCAGUAGAGAUUCAUAGCCCCAGUCUUGUGGAGACAAUAGAGGACAGCAGGUGGCUGGCACUCUACAGAUUCAGACUGCAGUUGCGCUGCUUCAGGACAUGGGACCAUCAGUGGAGGUCACACACACGGGCCAGACUCCAGCACCGGAGACACUUACUGAGGACCGGCCUCUCUGCCCUGAGGUGGGCUGUGGUGACCCGACGUGCCCAGACAGACACCCUUGCCAGGAGGACGGAUGCCCUGACCCUCGCCCACUGUUUCCAUCGGUGGAGGAGAUGUGUGGGACAGAUGCGUUGUCUCAACUUGAGCCCUGGCUCUGUGCGGGGUGACAUUGGGGUCGUGUGCCUGCUGAGGAGACUGACCCAGCCCAGCAACACCCUGGUCCUGAGGACGGCCUACUGUGCCUGGAGGAGCCACAUCCAGGGCAUGCAGCUCGGCAGGGCAUCGCUCAUACACUACCAUCUGACUCUGCUGUGUAAGCACUGGCUGGUGUGGAGGCAGGCUGGUGUGAGGCUGCAGGCAUGGGCACUGCAAGCCCAGAGGGCAGCCCUCCACUGGGACCACAGGCAGCAGAGUAGGGCCUACGCCUUGUGGAGAGCUGCCUGGGUCACGGCACGUCUGGCCACAGAACAGCACAGGGCGUCCUGCCUGGCUGCAGCCUGGAGCGUGUGGGCGGCCCGGGCCACACAGAGGGAGGAGGAGCGAUCUGCUAGGGCCAAUCAGAGUGCUGGCUUCCACAGGAGGAGCCUACUGCAGCACAGCCUUCUGCUGUGGCUAGAGAGAGCAGAGCAGAGAAGACGACAGAGGGAUAGGCUGCAACGCAUCGUCAGGAGGGUUGCCCAGCGCUGGCGCGAGCACACACACGGUGCCCGGUUGCAGCGCGUGUGGGUCGAGGCCGAACAGGUGCUCUCCAGACAAAUUUUAGCAGGCAAGUGGUGUGUGUGUGCCAGUGAGCCCUCCUCUUAAGUCGUACCCUGACUUCAAACAAACACACGACAGCCUUGUAUAUAUCCAAGUCCCAACUCUCACACUGACUGGCAUAAUGCCUCCCUCUACCUCUACAACAUGCCGAUUAUCUUCUCCUACUAGACCAGUGGUUCCAGAACAUGGGGUCAGGUCCCCUGAAAUAGAAACCUUCUGAGAAACUUGUUUUUAUCUUCAAAUGGGUAUAGAAUAC
Oncorhynchus kisutch (coho salmon) is the source of this 3056-nucleotide messenger RNA. RefSeq lists its product as uncharacterized. The record is from RefSeq and is a predicted model, not a curated record. NCBI's taxonomy places the organism in Eukaryota, Metazoa, Chordata, Actinopteri, Salmoniformes, Salmonidae. Bases 185 to 2845 code for a protein of 886 amino acids. The transcript is spliced from 9 exons.